Messenger RNA from Anopheles maculipalpis, 4143 nucleotides. RefSeq names its product CD109 antigen-like. The coding region runs from base 1 to 4143 and encodes 1380 amino acids. The record is from RefSeq and is a predicted model, not a curated record. Gene Ontology annotation, cellular component: extracellular region. Lineage: Eukaryota; Metazoa; Arthropoda; Insecta; Diptera; Culicidae. The transcript is spliced from 12 exons. Gene Ontology annotation, molecular function: endopeptidase inhibitor activity.
AUGCCACGCUUUGGUGAGGGAAUACAGCGAAGUGUGCCGGAUCCCAAGGAUCAUCAAGAUGGCCACUACUCGGUCGUCGGUUCAAGAAUUCUGCGUCCGAAUUCCACGUACUGUGUACAGGUGUCAACGUUUGAUACAAAGUCACCGGUUGCGUUCCGUGUAUCGAUCGCUGCAAAGGAGAACGUUCUUAAAAGCGAAGAUAUCACCCUCGGCGUCAAUGAGUCGCGUCUGUUAAGCUUCCCGAUUGGCAGUAUUCCUGAGGACGACUACGAGCUGGUUGCGGAAGGUCUUUCCGGUUUGGUGUUUAAAUCAAAAGCCCAAAUAGAUUUCGAUGACAAAUUCUGCUCCGUGUUGAUACAGACCGAUAAGUCCGUGUACAAACCGGGCGACACGGUCCGAUUCCGUGUGCUGGUAUUGGAUCGCAACAUGAAGCCGCUAGCGGUGGACGACGGUAUGCUGGUGUACAUUCGCGACGGCAAGGGCAAUCGAGUCAAGCAGUGGAACAACGCAUCGCUUGGUGAAAGUGGCGUGUUCCAAUCGGAACUCACACUAUCCACCGAACCGGUUCUGGGAGCGUGGGACAUAAAUGUUGAUGUGCUUGGAUUGAAACAAUUAAAAUCGUUCGAUGUGGACGAGUAUGUACUGCCAACGUACGAAGUGACAGUAGAAUCACCGGGUUACACGUUCCUCGACGAUGAGCUGCUUAAGCUGGUGGUUAACUCGAAGUACACCUACGGAAAGCCGGUUGUCGGUGAGCUGACAGUUUCCAUCAAGACGGGCCAGUCAAUGUGCUUCAUAGCUCCGGCAACCGACACUAGCAUCUGUCAGAAGGUGGUAGCGAUCGAUGGCAAGACAGUGGUGGAGUUCAACCUGAAAGAGAUUCUGCUGAACAAAAUGUACAUUCGCGAGCUGGAGAUCGAAGCCGCCGUGUGUGAAUCCUUAACUGGGCGCACCCAGAAAGGGUCCACGACGGUUAAAUUGCACGAAAAUCGCUUCGAAGUUCGUAUGAUCGAAGAGUCGAGCUAUUUUCCGGGCCUACCGUACAACGCCUGGAUACAGGUGACGCAUCUCGGUGGUGGUCCAGUGCUGGAAGGAACGAAGGAGGUCGAGAUUUUGUUACGGAACUACAACACGGACCUGUUCAAGGAGACUGCAACGCUGGAUGAUGCAGGAAAGGUGAAGUUGAAUGUCAAGCUGGACGAACUGGACUUUGAGUAUUUGAGCGUCGAGGUAAAGUUUCGCGGUAAGGACUACCAUGUCCAGGGCAUCACGAAGCCGCGGGCUGGUCAGGAAGCAUUUAUGAAGGCGAUGCCGUUGGAGAAACUAACAAUGCCAGGAAAGGAGUUAAAGUUUAAUGUGGCCUGUACGAAACCACUUCAAUUGGUGGCCUACUCGUUACUGGCACGUGGAGAACUUUUGGCAGGAGGAGCCGUACAGGGUGCAGAUAACAAGUUGAUCAGUAUUACUAUCCCGUCCACUUACUGCAUGGUGCCACGUGCUAAGCUCUUAGUGCACUGCAUCUCCCCAACAGGAUACAUUGUUUCAAAUUAUACGAAGGUCAAAUUUGGUCGUUUGUUUGAAAAUCAGAUUCAACUUAAUCUUUCACAAGAGGAGAUGAAACCGGGAGAAUCGUUGGAUAUUGAAGUGCGUACAGAGGAAGGUUCCUUUGUAGGUCUGCUAGCUGUCGAUCAGAGUGUUCUCCUGUUGAAAUCGGGCAACGAUAUCGGUCGUGAACAGAUUGAACAAGAGCUGCAUAUGUAUGAAUCAUCUCAAAACCAACAUCGCUAUUGGAAUAACAAUUCUACAUCGGAUUGCCAGGCCGUUGGAGUGGUUAUGCUGUCCAACAGAUUUGUUCCACAAGAUAUAUUUCCUCGAGGUGUAAUGUUUGGAUGCGGAGCUCCGAUGGCGGCUGGAUUUGCUGCACCCCAAAUGAUGUUAAAACGAGCGAAUGUUGUAAUGGAAGACGCCAUCGUGAUGGAAUCAGCUGCAGAACCGACCAUUCGUGCAAACUUCCCUGAAACAUGGAUUUGGGAAAGCAUUACCAACAGCAAAGCAACGGAAUGUAUUAGAAAGAUUGUGCCGGACACGAUCACGUCUUGGAUCAUUAGCGGAUUUUCGCUCAACAAAAGCCACGGAUUUGGGUUGAUGGACGGUCCGUCCAAAGUGAAUGUAUUUAUGCCAUUUUUCCUCUCGAUCGAUCUGCCAUACUCGGUAAAGUUGGGAGAAACCGUCAGAAUACCGGUGAUCGUAUUUAACUACAUGGACGAGGAUCAAUUGGCGGAUGUAGUAUUUUUCAACAAUAAUGAUGAGUUUGAAUUUGUUUCUGAUGACUCCGGUGAUCAGACAGAUAAACAUCGCAAGGAAAAGGUGUCUGUAUCUAGUGGAGGCGGUAAAACGAUUACUUACAUGAUAAAGCCCACCAAAGUGGGACAUAUUACGCUGAAGCUUACUGCCAAGUGUGCACUGGCAGGUGAUGGUAUUGAGCGGCAGCUUCUCGUCGAACCGGAAGGAUUGCCGCAGUACAUCAACAAGGCUCUGUUGGUCGAUUUACGCUCUGUUAAAGACAUCAGCCAGAGCUUUGAGGUGGAAGUACCGGAAGAUGCCGUCCCCGAUUCGACGAAGGUUGAAGUGUCCGUAAUUGGGGAUGUGCUAGGUUCGUCGAUCGAGAAUCUCGACUCGUUGAUUCGUAUGCCGUUCGGGUGUGGUGAGCAGAACAUGCUCAACUUUGUCCCCUGUAUCGUUGUGUUGGAUUAUCUGAAGGCCUGCCGGCGGCUUACGGCCGCGAUUGAAAGCAAGGCAAAGAAGUGUAUGGAGGUAGGCUAUCAGCGGGAGCUGACCUACAAGCACCAGGAUGGAUCGUUCAGUGCGUUCGGUGAGAGCGACAAGAGUGGCAGUACCUGGUUGACGGCGUUCGUGGCGAAAUCUUUCCAGCAGGCAGCUAGUCACAUCACCAUCGAGGAGGAUGUGAUUGACAAGGCGCUCGAGUGGCUCAGCAAGAUACAAUCGUCUGAUGGAGCUUUCCCGGAAGUUGGUUCGAUUUGUCACAAGGAUAUGCAGGGAGGUGCAGGAUCCGGUAUAGCCCUAACUGCAUACACCGUGGUGGCGUUCCUGGAGAAUGCAAAGUUUGGCGAGAAAUUCAAACCGACAGUUGACAAAGCGUUAACUUACAUUAAAGAGCACAUCAGCGAGCUGGAUGAUGUGUAUGCUCAUGCACUAGCAGCGUACGCCCUGCAGAUUGCCAAGCAUUCGCUCAAAGAUGAGGUGCUGGCAAGUCUUCAGUCAAAAGCGACGAAAGAAGGCGAUCUGCAAUGGUGGACAAAAUCGCUGCCGGAAAAGAUUCAAACGGACUGUUACUGGUCUCGGCCCUGUUCGGUAAACGUCGAGAUGAGUGCGUACGGAUUGCUGGCAACCCUCGAAACAGCAACCGGGCUGGAAGGUUUACCCAUCACGAAGUGGUUGGUUUCGCAGCGUAACGAUAAGGGUGGGUUUGAGUCCACUCAGGAUACGGUAGUUGGAUUGCAGGCACUGUCCAAAAUGGCUGCUCAAUUGUCGUCCACCGAAGCAGACGUUUCGAUUAAAGUGACUGUGCCGAAUGGCCAAGAGAAGGCUAUUUCGGUGAACAAAGACAAUUUGCUGGUGCUGCAGAAGCAUGAGCUUGCUGUGGACACAAAGAAGGUGGAGAUGGCAGCGACUGGUACGGGUUGUGCGUUGUUCCAGCUGUCUUAUAAGUACAACAUCAAGGACGCUGACAAGACUCCUCGCUUUACAUUGAAACCGGAAGCGACGAAGGGAUCGAUCAAGGGUUGCAUUGAUUUGUCCGUUUCUACGAGCUUUAUCCCGCAGGAAGAUCAGACCGUCUCAAACAUGGCGGUUAUGGAGGUAGAUAUGCCGAGUGGAUUCAUCGUGGAGAGUGAUACCUUGCAGCAGCUAAAGGAACAUGAGUUCGUAAAGAAAGUGGAAACUAAACGUGGUUCCUCGACGGUGGUCCUGUACUUUGAUAACAUCGGCAAGGACGCCAUAAAGCUGCACAUGUCCGCAUUCCGGAAGUACGAGGUGGAAAACGCAAAGCCAGCAAAUGUGAUCAUUUACGAUUACUAUGACAAUACUCGCUGUGCUCGUUCGUUCUACGAAGUUGCAGCUUGA